Messenger RNA from Verticillium nonalfalfae, 1464 nucleotides. RefSeq lists its product as uncharacterized. The coding region runs from base 1 to 1464 and encodes 487 amino acids. Gene Ontology annotation, biological process: carbohydrate metabolic process. NCBI's taxonomy places the organism in Eukaryota, Fungi, Ascomycota, Sordariomycetes, Glomerellales, Plectosphaerellaceae. The record is from RefSeq and is a predicted model, not a curated record. The transcript has 6 exons. Gene Ontology annotation, molecular function: chitin binding; hydrolase activity, acting on carbon-nitrogen (but not peptide) bonds.
AUGCGCGGCGACAUAAUUGCCCUCGCUCUUGCGAGCCUGGCAGGACCCGUUUCUGGACAAGCCUUAGACACUGUCCUAACGGAGGGACGAGAUACCUUGCAGAGUGCGCGCUUUGGCCGGCGGCAAGCCAUGGACCGCAGGUUAGCAACCAUCAAGUCGCAUGCAGAUGUCGACGAGACGGAGAUCACCGCCACCUUGGAAAAGCGACAGGGUGCACGAUGUGGUAAAGAGUUUGGAACCUCGUGCGAAGCCGGUAUGUGCUGUUCCAGCGCCGGAUGGUGCGGUCAGGGAUAUCUUUACUGCUCAGCGCCGUCUUGUCAGAUCGAAUACGGACCGGCCUGCGAUGCCAACAUCCGGCCCAGCGGUCCUGAGACGAAGAAUGUCCCGCGGCCCAAAGUCGGCAGCGUACCAUAUGGCACAUCGGUCCGUCGCUGCACGCGACCUGGUGACAUCGCCCUAACAUAUGACGAUGGGCCCUACAUUUACACUGACGACCUGCUCGACAAGCUCAAGGCCUACAACGCCAAGGCGACGUUUUACGUGACAGGCAACAACUUGGGAAAGGGCAAAAUCAAUGACCCAAACACCGCGUGGCCAGGACUCCUUAGGCGCAUGGUUGCCGAGGGCCAUCAGAUCGCGAGCCAUACCUGGUCCCACCAACGCCUGACGACACUCACCGAGUCCAAAUUCCGUAAUCAGAUGAACUACCUUGAGAUCGCCCUGGCUGAUCUGUUCGGCUACUUCCCGACGUAUAUGAGACCCCCCUAUUCUGCAUGCGACGGCGCGUGUGAGACGCUUCUCAACGAACUUGGCUACCACAUUACCUAUUUUGACCUUGACACGGAGGGCUACCUUCGCAACAGUCCAUCAGCUAUACAAGGUUCCAAAGACAUCUGGGACGCUGCUGUGGAGGACGCCAACCCCGCCACCGCAAAGUUUCUUCACAUUGAGCACGACCCCGUGCAGCAGAGCGUCUAUAACCUGACGGACUACAUGCUUGCCUCGCUCCAGCGCAACGGUUUCCGCGCCGUCACUGUCGGAGAGUGUCUCGGUGACCCCAAAGCCAACUGGUAUCGCACCGUCGGCACCCCGAACCCGCCGUCCACGACACGCACAACCUCGGUUGCACAGCCCACGGGAAACCCCCCUGCCACGACAAAUGGCCGCUGUGGGCUCAUCGGCGCACUGCGGUUCGGGAUGCCAGGUCGGCUUCGGAACGUGUUCAGCCUCGAGCCCAAGCGCGGCGACGACUACCACCACGCCGCCCGCGCCAACAACUACAGCUCGCCCUCCGUCCACGAAUGGUCGUUGUGGCCCGAGCCAUGGCAGCGCCACUUGUGCGAAGGAGCCGCUCGGGGCAACGUGCUGUUCGAGAGCUGGAUGGUGCGGCUCCACUGGAGAUCAUUGUGGGACAGGAUGCCAGGCUGGCUUUGGAACGUGCGCAUGAAGCUGUCUUCACUCUGA